AUCCUUUCAGCCUCAUCCUCCAGCCCACCUUCACUUACAACCUCAUCCCUCGGUCGCCCUACAAUGCGCCCUUCUCAUAUCUCACAUCGUCUUUCAUCUCUUUCCCGUCUAGCUUCGACGAUGGCUCAACCGCAAUUCUCUGCUGGCACUGAUGCUGCGAGCGUCACGCCUGCGCUUAAAGCACUCACUUCCGAGGGUGGACGAUGGACACUUACCAAGGAUGGUGCUGCCUUAGAGAGACAGUUCAAGUUUAAGACAUUUGCAAAGACAUGGGAUUUCAUGACAGGAGUAUCUCUACAAUGCAAAAUCAAGAACCACCAUCCCGAAUGGUCCAAUGUUUAUAACACAACCUUCGUCCGCUGGACAACCCAUAAUCCAGCUGGACUCUCGGACAAGGACAUAAGCAUGGCUGCCGAAUGUGAUGCUCUCGCAAAACAACUAGGUGAGCUACCUCCGGAGCCGACCGCCCCAGUUGCGGCCGAAACGGAAGACCAGAGCUGUGCUAUUCGCGGGUUGGCGGACCGCGCAGCUGGGGCAGCAGGAGACUGCUGUACCCCCAAGAGGAAAUAGAGAGGGUACGGCUGAUCUGAAAUGAUGCGAAAUGAAUUCAUCCGGGGCAGAAUUCGGCCAGUUCUUCCAAUUACGCAUCCAGCUUGUUAGAAACGUAUCUACGAGCCCAUGUGGCUGCGUGUAUCAUCAUGAUAAACUCCGACAACUGCGCCACUACGUCACUGCGAUCAUGACCAGGUGUCAUGUCAUACAUAUAGAUGGUUACCGGUCAUGGUAUGGUUGAAAGUCAACGAACGAUGCUGAUAAUUAAAUAUGUCUAAAGCCUCUCCGGGGCAAGUUUCUAUAUACAAGCGUAAAAAGUCGUUCUUGGUAAACAUCCCCAACGCCAUGCGAAUGCUCG
Molecule: messenger RNA, 910 nt
Organism: Fusarium verticillioides 7600
Lineage: Eukaryota; Fungi; Ascomycota; Sordariomycetes; Hypocreales; Nectriaceae
Exons: 3
Coding region: 64-570 (168 amino acids)
Biological process (GO): tetrahydrobiopterin biosynthetic process
Molecular function (GO): 4-alpha-hydroxytetrahydrobiopterin dehydratase activity
Source: RefSeq, a predicted model, not a curated record